AUGACGGCCCUGGCGCUCCCCAUUCCCGCCUCUGCCACCACCGCCACCACCAUGGCUUCUUCUUCUUCGAAUUCCUUCUCCUCCUCGUCCGGCCUCAACUCGCUGGGCAGCGGCGCCGACCACCGCCGCAAGGACAGCAAGCGCGCUGCGGCCAACGACCCUGCCGCGGCGCUGGCCACCACCGCCACCACCAGCACCAACGGCGGCAGCCCCAGCAUCGCGCGGCGCAACUCGAAGAGCAAGAACAAGAAGGCCUGCAACAAGGUCGAGAACAGCGGAAAGAUGGGGGCGGAGGAGGAGCAGGAGGAGCAGGAGGAGGGCAUUCACCUGGCGACGGCGGUGGCGGUGACGGUGACGUCGGGCGGCGACCACCUGGACGUGGACGAGCUGCUCAACCUGGUGCGCGAGCGCGGGCUGACGGGUGGCAGCACCUACGAGAUGGGCGACAGCGACAGCAGCGGCCGGGGCAGUGGCUACUUCGUCGCCAACGGCACCGCCAUGUCGCUGGCCUCCUCCUCCAACGGCAGCAGCUGCGCCAACAGCACCAACGGCGUCAGCGGCAGCGGCGGCCUCUACACGUCGCAGUCGUCGACCACGUCGCUGCCGGUGCUCAACCUGCAGCAUCUGCAGCACUACGUGAGCAACACGUCGUACCUCAACAACCACCACAGCCACCACCUGCCCCACCUGCCGCUGCCGCUCAUCAAGAACGGCUCGUCGUCUUCCACGACGUCGUCGCCGUCGGCCUCGCUCUACGGCAGCAGCCGCGGCUUCAACCCUGUCAUCGCCUCGUCGUCGGCCACGGCCUCGUCGCCGCCGCCGCACCUGCUCUCGUUCUUCCUCGAGCCGUCGGGCUCGAUCUCGCCCACGUCGUCGUGCUCGUCCACCACUUCGUUCAACCUGUCGUCGUUCGCGGGCUUGGGCGGCGGUGGCUGUGCGUCGUCGCCGCUGUCGUCGGCGCGCCUGGACCAGUCGCAGCACUCGAGCGGCUCGCACCAGUGCCUGAGCGAGCUGACCAGCAGCCCGAGCACCAGCAACGCCAACCUGCUCAACAAGGGCGAGGCCUCGCAGGGCGUGCGGAGCGUGGGCGAGGUUCUAACGCUCGAGGAGCUCAAGCGGCGCGAGCUCGAGCUGUCCGAGGUGCUCUCCGAGGAGGAGUGGCACGGCGCCAACGCCGAGAGCUGGAAGCGGGUCCACCUCCUCCGCGCCGAGCAGCUCCAGCAGCAGCCGGCGGCGAGCCAGGGAGUCCCGCGCACGCCGGAGAACGAGCGGCGCGAAAAGGAGAAGGAGAUGAAGGAGCAGAAGAGGCGCGAGAAGGAGAAGGAGAAGGAGCUCAAGCGGAGCAACAAGGGCAAGAAGAAGGCCAGCAGCAGCAAGAAGGCCGAGAGCGAGAACGAGGGCAGGGAGAACCGGCGCGACAGGGACCGCACCACGCCGCCCGGCCGCAAGCGGGCCAACAGCAGCAAGAGCCGCAAGUCGGAGGACAAGGACAGGGACAGGGACAACACGUCGGCGUCGCGCUUCUUCCUCUCCUCCUCGUCGUCGGCCGUCGAGUGCCGUCAGCUGACCACCACCGCCCGGUCGCAGCAGCGAACGGCCGCGGUCAAGGACGACCGCAAGGCGCGCAAGAAGGAGGAAAAAGAAAGAGAGAAGGAAAGAGAGAAGGCGCGAAGGGAGCGUGAGAAGGAGGAGCGGCGGAGGGACAACAGCAACGGCUACGGCGGCGCCUACAGCGGCGACCACCCGCAGACGGCGGAGGUGAAGCGGAAGCGGCCCAAGUACUCGCUCGGCUUUUCAUUCCGCAACAAGAGCCUCUCGUCGUCGUCCCUGCCCAAGAUGAAGAAUGCGAAGAAUGCCAAGGGGACCACCAUCAUCCCCAAGUCGUCGCCGCUGGCCCUCAUGCCGUCGACGACCGCGACAACCUGCGAAACAUCAUCUUCCGCCUCGUCGUCCCUGGGCUCGCCGCCUUCGUUCUUCUUGGCCGCGGCCAACGCGUCGACGACGUCGCUGACGUCAUCACUCUCCUACUCGACCACUAGCACCGCGGCCUCGUCCGCCGGACGCAAGAAGUCGUCGCUGUCGAGCGGCAACAGCGGCACCAGGCGCCCGUUCAUCUUCUCCUACGGCAGCAACGGCUCCUCGCCCAACGGUUCCUCCAUCGGCGACGCCGCUCAGAAUGGAGAUUACAUUAAUGUGAGCGCGAGCAUCGACAACCUCACGAGCGACUCGGAGUCGGACCACGAGACGGAGGUGGAGAAGGACAUGGAGACGGUGACGAGCCGCUUCUUCCGAAGGCGAGGCCGGACGGAGAAGAAGGCGGCCGAGCGCGGUCGGUCGCGGGACGGCUCGCCCAGCAAGGCGACAACCACAGCGGCCAAGAAGAAGAACAAGGAGAGCAAGCAGACCAAGAAGGGCAAGAGGGAGAACAAAGACCAGAUACGUCAGUCCAAGGAGGACUUGUCGUCCAAGUCGCCCUCGCGCCGGCGUCGAGGCAGCGCCUCGCGCCGCAUCCAAUACUCUGGCUCUGCCGGACCCAUCACAGAGGACUCCGAGUCACCGGAGGAGAAGACGGACUACUCGCUCACGAGGACCAAGUCGUGCCGCAGCCAGCUGUCGUCUUCUGGGGGCUCCUGCUCCAGCCGGCUCGCCCAGCUCCUCAGCGACUCGUCCAACGCCCUGGAGACGGACAAGAUCGAUCGAUUGGCAAAGACCGAGGCUGUCAAUGAGAUCCUCAAGAUCGAACUCGCACGUCUACAUGAGGAGAAGCAGAAGCUCGAGCUCGAGCGGCUGCUGUGGGAGUCACAGCAAAAGAUGGCCACGCAGCUCAUCACGCCCAACAAGCAGAUCAAGCUCAACAUCGGCGGCGAGGUCUUCUUCACGUCGAUCGAGACCCUGCGCAAGUACCCCAACUGCACGCUCUGCCUCAUCUUCACGUCGCAUUACUUCUGCUCGCUGCCGCCCGAGCAGCAGGAGAAGGGCUACUUCAUCGACCGGGACGCCAAGCACUUCCGGCUCAUUCUCAACUUCCUCCGCACGGGCGCCAUGGUGUGGCCCGAAUCGGCCGGCGACCGCAAGGAGCUCAUGCUCGAGUGCGAGUUCUACAACCUCCUCGACUACGUGUCGCUCCUCCCGCGCAAGGAGUUCUGCCGAUCCGCGUCCAAGAUCUUUGGCAGUCCAUUGGAAUGCGAUGAAGACUACCGCAAGAUCACGUUCCACUUUGACAGCUCCUUCCUGUUCCUCUUAUCGAUUUCGUUCACCCCUUAUUUCCCCGACGAGGCGCCAAUCCUUCACGUGCAGUCGCUCAGCCACUGCGACGAGGAAUCCAAGCCCAUCGAGCUCGUCUACUCUCACUUCCUCGCCGUUGGGACGAGCAAGAUGGACACGCUGGCGGAGAGGGUGCACAGCUUCGUUCUCUCGCAGUUGGACCACAUCAAGCGGUGCUUCGUGGACAAGUACGUCGGCUUGACGUCCGAGGACGAAUUCGACUCGCUCACGUCCGAGGACUCACGGCGACCAUCCAGCGCCUCGACGGAACCCUUUUCCCCAUGA
Acanthamoeba castellanii str. Neff is the source of this 3549-nucleotide messenger RNA. Its product is annotated as K+ channel tetramerization subfamily protein. The transcript has 9 exons. The record is from RefSeq and is a predicted model, not a curated record. Bases 1 to 3549 code for a protein of 1182 amino acids. Gene Ontology annotation, molecular function: protein binding. Gene Ontology annotation, biological process: protein homooligomerization. NCBI's taxonomy places the organism in Eukaryota, Discosea, Longamoebia, Acanthamoebidae.